AUGUCUACGGCUGAAAAAUUCGAGGAGCUUGUGGCCCGAUUUUGGUCCUGUGAGGAGGUUGGGACAAGCAAAGGGUUUUCACCGGAGGAGACACGGUGCGAGUUGUUUUAUGCAAAUACGGUACGGCGAGAGACAGAUGGGCGGUUUACUGUUUCGCUACCGAGAAAUGUAGACGUUUUGGCGCAGUUAGGCGAGUCGAGGGACAUCGCUUUGCGACGGCUUCAUGGGACCGAACGACGGUUAGCCAGGGAUGACGGAUUACGGGAACAGUAUAUCGCGUUUAUGUCGGAGUAUCAGCAGCUUGGACACAUGCGGAAGGUAGUUGGUGAGGAAAUUAAUCCAUGUCAGCGUUGUUACCUGCCACAUCACCCAGUCAUCAAGGAGGCAAGCACAACGACUAAGGUUAGGGUGGUGUUCGAUGCCUCCUGCAAAACGAAAUCCGGAAAAUCAUUAAAUGAUUGCCUCUUGGUGGGCCCAAUAAUACAGGAUGACUUGAGGUCCAUUAUCCUACGUUGUCGAAUCAAGCAAAUCAUGCUGGUUGCGGACGUGGAAAAGAUGUUCCGCCAAAUCAAUGUACACCAAGAAGAUCGGUCACUACAAUGCAUCCUUUGGCGCGAAUCACCGUCCGAAGAGGUAUCAGUCUACGAACUAAACACGAUGACGUAUGGAACCAAAUCAGCUCCGUUUCUUGCCACGAGAACGCUGAAACAGCUAGCAAUGGAGGAGGAACAACGAUUUCCCAUCGCAGCAAGAGCCGCUAGCGAGGACACGUAUAUGGAUGACGUGUUAACAGGUACUGAUGACGUUGAAGAAGCGUUGCGACUGAGAUUCGAACUGGAAAAGAUGAUGGAAAGUGGAGGUUUUCGAUUGAGAAAGUGGGCGUCAAAUCACCCAGCUGUUCUAAGAGAUGUUCCUGAGAGUUACUUGGCAAUUCCCGACUCAACGGGCAUACGGGCAUUGGGUCUAAUAUGGAUACCUAAAAAGGAUGUUUUCAAAUUUCAUUUCACUAUGCCUCCGGUGGAACAUAGCGAGGUUCUUACGGAACGGCUUAUUUUAUCCCGAAUUGCUACUCUUUUUGACCCAGAAGGGGAUAUUGGUCCAGUAAUUACAACUGCCAAAAUAUGUAUGCAAUCCUCAUGGACAUUGAUCGAUCAAGGUGGAAAUCGGUUGGACUGGGAUCAGCCACUGUGUGCGAAAACUGGAAAAAAUAUCAACAACAACUCCCUUUGCUGA
This is a messenger RNA of Toxorhynchites rutilus septentrionalis, 1233 nucleotides long. RefSeq lists its product as uncharacterized. The transcript has a single exon. The coding region runs from base 1 to 1233 and encodes 410 amino acids. NCBI's taxonomy places the organism in Eukaryota, Metazoa, Arthropoda, Insecta, Diptera, Culicidae. The record is from RefSeq and is a predicted model, not a curated record.